This is a messenger RNA of Gastrolobium bilobum, 1244 nucleotides long. RefSeq lists its product as uncharacterized. Lineage: Eukaryota; Viridiplantae; Streptophyta; Magnoliopsida; Fabales; Fabaceae. The transcript has 2 exons. The record is from RefSeq and is a predicted model, not a curated record. Bases 79 to 672 code for a protein of 197 amino acids.
UUCAUUCCUCUGUUUUUUUUAUUCAUCUUGCCGAAGCUCUCUCUUUCUCUUUCUCUCUAUCUCUCUGGAACGUGGUGGAUGGCAAAAAACAACAAGUACACCUCUAUUAACUUCAAUCAUGUCUACGAGAAAACCGUAAGCAGCAAAAGCAACAGUAACAUCAACGGCACAAACAAAUUAAAGAACCCUUCUCUUUCUCCUUCACAAUCUUACUCUUCCGCAUCAUAUUCUUCAGUAUCUGCACCCAACAAACCUCAUGGCCGUAUUCUCGUUCUAACCCGACCCACUCCCAAACCCGUUACGCCUCCACCACCCCAACACCCGAUCCAGCAGGUCCCGGAUCAAACCCGGUCCGAACCGGGAUCCGACGCGAUCUCGCUUCGUCCCUUGGGUCGAACCGGAACCGGGUCUUCUUUUUCUUCGUCCCCUGUCCUGAACCAUGAUAAAGACAAGGACUUGCCUUCUCCGCAGCCUCCGAAACCGGACAAGUUCGUGCCACCGCACCUUCGGCCCGGGUUCGUUCGGAGAGAGGAUGGGCCUGGGCCGGAAAUGGGUCGGUCCAGGGAAGACCGGCGACCCAAGUCGGGUGGUGUGUAUGAGAGGAUGAGGAGGGUUGGCGGGUCGGAUAUUGGAAUCAUGGGUCGUGGGAAUCGACCUAGUUCGAGUGGAUGAAUGGUAAUGAAAUUGAAUUCUUUUCCGAGGACGAAGAUAAAUGCAACUUGCUACAGAGAUUGGUUCUCUAUGCCAAUUCACUGCAUGUAUCCUUUGUCCCUUUGGAACUGACAUCAAAUUUUCACAAAGAUGGAAUCUCAAAUCACUGAAGACGAAACCUGACUGACCAGGUGGCAGAUUCUCAACACCUAACGUCGGAAUUUGUAACGAAAUUUGUUGUGCUGUGGAAGGCUUUAACACUCAAUUUAUUCUCUUGGUUGGUGUCUGGCCCCUCUUUUACCACGUGCCAAUAGACUGUAGAAUCAACAUACAUAUUUUUAAUUCCCAGCUAAACUGUUUUUUUAUUUUUAUUUUUAUUUUUUUUCUUCUUUAGGGCUUACCUUUUUACUGUGAGCACAUGUUGUUUGAGAGGAGAUCUUAUCCUUUAUAUAUUGUUGUAUUUUGCUUGACGCAUUUUUGUCGAUACUUGAGCCAAGUCCCCUUCAUUAGUUACACUCUGGUUUGGCUUUUUCUGUGCCUAGAAAUGUUUUUACUUACUCAUGUCAGUAAUGUUCAUAUCAUGUGGACAAAAG